AUGGCAUCGAUAUCGAGUCUUCCUCCCGAGAUGCUGGGUGAAAUUGCCGCACGCUUCCAAGAUGACAGCUCACUUGGCGCAAAUAACGACUGGAAAGCCAACCAGAACACGCUCGCGAUUCUUUCCAGGGUAUCGAAGUCAUUCCAGUAUGCAGCCCAACCUCUUCUCUAUCGCAGAAUCUAUCUCGCCGUCCGGGACCCAGUCGGCCUCGACAUCUUGUCGUUGAUUAAGGUUCUUUAUCGUCGCCAGGACCUCCGCUCCAAGGUGGACAAAGUCCAGAUACACUUUGAAAAGGCUUUCUCUUGCCACCUGGAGCGAAGUACAGAUGAUGUUCAGAAUCUCCAUCAUUUGGCUCGGAAUAUUGACCAGACAAACCUCUGCCGUGCACUGCAGGGGAACACAAAAAGUUCCUGGUUAUACAAUAAUGUUUUAUCUUCGCUGCUUUUCAAUCAGCUUCGAGGUUUAUCGCAAGUAAUGAUCACUGGGCUAUACAGCCCGGACUUGAAAGACGACUAUGGAGAAUUCGACCACUUUGACAAUGCUUGGUCGAUCUUGCCCUAUUCCUUGAUACCUCCCUCUGAGACGCCGGAGGCUUUGCUUCAGAACUUGACUUUUAUUUAUUUAGACGCCCACGAAGUUACAAAAAUCCAGCUCUCAGAAUUUCACACGCUCGCUUGUCUUGCACCCAACCUCGAAUCGUUCUCGGGCUGCAGAUUCAAGAACGUCCCGACAGCGGCAUUCAACGGUUUCAAAAAGCUCAAGCACUUGUCUCUCGUGGACGCACCUGUAGAGGAUGACGAUUCUUUGAACCAGGGAGGGUUUCUCGAGAUUCCGCCUGGACUUCAUUCUUUUCAGUACAGUGUGCGUUUUGCCUUGUACUUGGGUGAACAGUACAUAUCCCCGAUGAAGGUCCGACGGGCCCUUGCGCAACACUCAGACACUCUGAAUUACAUUGAGGUUCGAUUCCCCAAGGGAAGUUUAUUGGAGGAGGACGACCUAAUCGAUACUUUUGGGAUGUUCAAAAGACUCGAGCAUCUUUCGGCGGAUCCAAGGGAUUUUGUGAUGUACGGCCAGAAUAGCUCAGGCCCACAUGCGUUCAUCACAACAUUACCUCGAUCACUUCGAAACCUAACCAUCCUGGACCAGUCUUACUGGGAUAUACAGGACAUCGAAUGGCUUGCCGAUGCCGUUCAUAAAGGAGACUUCGAGAAUCUCGAAAGCCUCACCAUUGGUGUUGAUGAACGUGACAUGGACUUCUUUUAUACCACUAUGGGAGAAAUUUGGGACGGGAUCGAUAAGCCAGAGUUUGAGGAGGAAAAGGCUUCUUUCUGUGUCACAGUGAUUUCUAGGACCAACGAUGUAUCCGAAGUUAGCAGUGUCAAUUCGUUAUCAAUUCGUACAUCCAUUACAUUUGUGCAAGAACGGUCAUCUCGCGAGCAUGAGGAAGUACGGGCGCCAACGCUAAUCGAUCCGCAUGAAGCUAUCGAGGGAACUUUGGACUACGACAUACCGAUUUGGAAAGUUCUCCCUGCGACGUCAUUGAUCAAUGAGGCUGGCUCCCUGCUCAGUCAAGCGAGUCCACCGCAAGAGCUCAGCCGAUGGCGAGCUGUCGGCACUUUUGGACUCUAUGUCCUCGGAAUUGGAACUGUCUUCAUCAUCGGAUCUGUUGGCUUCAUGAGCUUUUUCUGGAAAACUUCGAUUAUGGCUAAUGAAGUCGUUGUGCAAAACACAUUAUGGAGUCAAAUCGUUUUCGCCGACUGGGCGUCUAGAUCAAUCACUCUGACGGCCGCUGCGCUGCGUGUUUGUCUGGCGCUCCAGAUGAGCUUGUUCACCGCAAUGAUCGCCUCGCUCAUGAUAGAACGGACAGGGAUAUCUUUCAGCGCGGCUCCCUUCGUCUCUAUGCUGAGAGCUAUGCCUGCAUCGCCGUACAGUUUGAUCAGUUGGACACCUUUCGACAUGCCCUUGGGCAUUGGGACCGUUUACACCAUGGCUAUCACAACUUCAGUUCUCUUGACAGCAGCAUCUCAGUUGGCCUCGACCGCCUUGCUGUCUGAUUUCGCAGUGGUAAAUGUGACUGCACCGCAAAAAGCCGUCAACAUGCUGUACGGAAACAGUAGUGUCAUAAACCCAACAGUGAUGCAGGGCUCCAGCAUCUGGAAGUCAAAGCCUUGGGUCUAUCCAAGGUUUGCGGAACUACAAAGGCAGCCUACCGAGGCCCAGCAGUCCGAAUUUUUCGAAGAUACAGGGACCAUCCUACGGGCAUUCAUUCCCUUUGCGAAUGAGCCAAGCCGUAGUCGCCUGCGAAAUUAUGAAGGGUCCGCCGCUGUUGUAGACUCCAGAGUGGUCUGCGUCAGACCUGUCAUCCGGAACGUCACAUUUUCUGCGGUUGCCUUUGACUUCUCAAACGAUACACGGCUAGAGACCUACAGCGAGUUCAAUGUCCUCGGGCAGUUUGACAUACAAGGAGGCUACGACCAGCUGCCGAUCAACCGAGGCCAAAACCAGAUAGAUGAGCCAAAGUGGCCUUUCAACUGUGUGGUUCCCGCUGAAGAUAUUCAUGGUUACUCCAAAGGCGAACCCCUCGCUUCACAAAUUGACAACUUUUCGAUCUGUUCAGUGGGUCGGGGAGAAAAUAGGACAUGGCCGGAUGGGAAGAAUUACACCAUGCCAUUUCUUCCCUCACCCUUUUCAGCACUGAACACUACCUACACCUCUAUAUUCCUUGUAUUCAACGGCACUGGGACAAUGCCUCAGUGGCAUCAGGGUCUCCGGGUUCAUGGCAACUUGAACAGCAGCACUAGCCGCUGGGAAGCCUCUGCCGAUAAAUGGAUAUCGACCUCGGAUGGAAUGUGGAAUAGUGUUGAUAUACCAUGGGAAGGACAUGCCAAGAGAGUAGGUGUCUCCGUCACCGCAUGCUUUGCAAACUUGCAGGGCCAUGUGCAAAAUGUUAGCAUGUCCAGUAAGGUUGAUGGCCACGAACCGAUCCUAGCUUGGGACAGCCCGAAUACUCAGUACACCACGAAUGUCAUUCGGGACCAGUAUUCCAGCAUCUGCAAAGGACCUCCCGGCGGAGACCCUAGCCCGGAACUACUCGAACUUAUUCCGAAGAAGAGUUGGAAGAGUGAGGAUCACAGACUGUCACUCGACGUAGUCACCUCUCAACUUCCUUUCAUGACACGCAGCCUGCACCACCCCUUAAUCGACCCAUCGCCCUGUGGGAUGCUACGGACGGGUGGAUAUUCCUCCCGUGCCGUUCAUUACGCACAUUCUGCGCUCUUUCAAGACGUGCUCAGGACGAGCUUGAGCGUACCAGAGGCACUACAGGCUAUCCUCACAGUCACUCAGCAAAUGUCUUACUACGAUACCUUGCCUUACUUCCGGAAUGCUUGGCCAGCGACGUACGCCAUGACAGAGGAAAAACUGAUUCCCGUCCGGUGGGUUGGGUUUGGUAUCGUCGUUGCUAUCAUCGUGUUACACCUAGGCCUCGUUACAGCUGCCUCUAUUCUGUUUCUCAAGUUGACUACCUGCAGCAGCUUGGGAAAUGUGUGGAUGUCACUAAGCCAGAUUGUGUCAUUGGAGACGGAAGGUCUGAUUCAGGAAGCUACAUCGAAAGAUGACAAUGCAGUUGAGAAGAUGAUUUGGGAAGCAAUAUCCAAAGGUGAUUCGGGGUUGAGGCAGAGGGUUAAGAUACUGAAGAACGGGCUGAACGGCCGGAAUGAGUUGAGCUCCUUCUAA
Colletotrichum paranaense is the source of this 3735-nucleotide messenger RNA. RefSeq lists its product as uncharacterized. NCBI's taxonomy places the organism in Eukaryota, Fungi, Ascomycota, Sordariomycetes, Glomerellales, Glomerellaceae. Bases 1 to 3735 code for a protein of 1244 amino acids. The record is from RefSeq and is a predicted model, not a curated record. The transcript is spliced from 2 exons.